This is a messenger RNA of Vicugna pacos (alpaca), 2235 nucleotides long. NCBI's taxonomy places the organism in Eukaryota, Metazoa, Chordata, Mammalia, Artiodactyla, Camelidae. The record is from RefSeq and is a predicted model, not a curated record.
UACUCCUGGGUGUUGAUGUCACUUCUUCAUCCAGUUCUGGUGGCCCACUCCGGACUGUCAGCUGGGAGGCCCAGGGUGGCCUCGGUGCUCGGUGCUCUUGUCUCCUUUUUGGAAAUCCUCUUGCAGGCCAGAAGAAUGUUUGAGGGGGAGAUGGCGAGUCUGACUGCCAUCCUGGAGACGGGCACAGUGAGGGUGCCCAAGCCCAUCAAGGUCCUGGAGGCCCCGGGGGGUGGCAGCGUGCUGGUGAUGGAGCAUCUGGACAUGCAGAGCCUGAGUAGUCACGCUGCCAAGCUUGGAGCCCAGCUGGCGGACCUGCACCUGGAGAACAGGAGGCGUGGGGAGGCCCUCCGCAAGGAGGCCGGCACAGUGGGGAAGGGAGCUGAGCGGGUGGAGCGGCCAUUUGUGGACCAGUUUGGGUUCGAUGUGGUGACAUGCUGCGGAUACCUCCCCCAGGUGAACGACUGGCAGCAGGACUGGGUCACGUUCUACGCCCGGCAGCGCAUCCAGCCCCAGAUAGACAUGCUGGAGCGGGGGUCUGGGGACAGGGAGGCCCGUGAGCUCUGGUCUGCUCUGCAGCUCAAGAUCCCCGACCUGUUCCGUGACCUGGACAUCGUCCCAGCCCUGCUCCACGGAGACCUCUGGGGAGGAAACGUGGCAGAGGAUGCCUCGGGACCCAUCAUUUUUGACCCGGCCUCUUUCUACGGCCACUCAGAGUACGAGCUGGCCAUUGCUGGCAUGUUUGGGGGCUUCAGCAGCAACUUCUACUCCGCCUACCACCGCCAAAUCCCCCAGGCCCCUGGCUUCCAGCAGCGCCUCCAGCUGUACCAGCUCUUUCACUACCUGAACCACUGGAACCACUUCGGGUCAGGGUACCGAGGCUCCUCCCUCAGCAUCAUGAGGAAUCUUGUCCGAUGAGCUGUGUCGCGUGAGGGAGGCUUCGUCCUAGGUCCCACAAGAUUCCUCUGCUGGCCUCGCGCUCCCGUGCAGCCCCUUUCGGGGACCUGCCCUCUCCUCACCCCCGGGGAGCUUCAGACCAUGUGCCAGGUCUUGUGGAGCACGGACCAGCCCAGAAGGGUCUUGUCCCCGGAGGGUGCAUUUCAGUAGGCUUCGUAGCUGUAUGAAACUGCCCUAGAACUUUGGCGUGAACACAGGGACCCAUGGAGCGUGGGCCCGACCCCCAUGCAACUGCCCUGCAGGCGGGGGUGGGGGGGCGUGUCUCCUAUCCGGGAGGGACUGCUGUUCUGGCUUCUCGAUGGGGCAGACAGGCCUGGACGGGAAGCCAUGGGAGCCUUGAGAGGACCAGUCCCGGGCACAUUCCCUUUCCUUUGGGUUCUGGGAGGGACCAAACCGCUAGCCUCAGGGUGUCCCUGAUAAGUUUAGGAGCUGUCAGCAGCCCUUCAAGGGCGACCUCUAAAGCUUGUGAAUUGUCAUCUUAGAAACCAUCGCUAAGCCAGCGUGUUUCCUGCCACCGGUCUUGCGGUAGUGAGACGUAUCCAUGAAUGGCAGUGAUGCUUAUAAAUCCUUUUGCAUAAACAUUUGAGUAAAGUUUUAGUGGUUUCAGUGAUUCAUGAGACUGUAUUUCCCUCAUUUAAAUCAUGAUUCAAUGUGUAUCUUAGCUGUUUGCCAAGAAACCUUUAUAACAUGUUGUGACGACACAUGGGUUCAGCUGCUUUUCUAGGCCUUAUUCAACAGACUGGUGGGGGGGUCUUCAGGGUCCGAGCAGCGGUGGCCUGAGGACUGGCUGCUGCCUGACUCGGGUCCAGUCGAACUGCUGUCCUGUCGCCGUGAGAGCUGGUCAACGGGAACGGAGGUUGAAGGUGACUGUGGAAUUCCAUUUCAGGCAAGAAGCAGAUUGGUGGCCACCUUCUGGUUCUGGCUUAAGACUUGGAGAAUGCCAGUGUCAGAGGGGACACAGUGUCUCAGCGGGGCGGGCCUGGGAGGCUGCAUUCGUUUCUCCCUGUUUCUGUUCGCAGGUCAGGGCCCCUCGGUGGGAUUCAGAAGCGGAGCUGGUGCCUUCAGAGUUCUGGCUUUUGUAGGGAGGAAGAGAGGACUAUGACAUUUAAAAAAAUCAUUUUAAUCCCUACCUUUUUAAAAUUACUCUCACUUUUUUAAUGUAGAAAAGCAAUUUAUUCCAUAAUAAGCACUUACACAGUUCGUCAUGGAGAGUAACAGGCCUGCUAGUGAAACAGGUCACCCAGAAUAAGAGUAUUGAACUAGUGGUCAAGGACUGACUCC